GUAAAUAUCAGGAAGUCGUUCCUCAACACACAUCUUGAACAUGUUGUUCGUUCUGGCCGUUACUAGUUCAAAGCGUGGGAAAGCAAACCGUCUAUCUGCGGUGAAUAACCUUCUCAAUGUUCAGCGCCCAGUCUUUGAUUUCGCGCAUUCCAAAGCGUGCUUUGGUCACUCGUUUUCCCGUCCAUUCAAGCCAUUUCCGUGGCUGCACUGCAGUGCCACAACGCCAAGCUCAUCAGUUUCGCAACAUGUCUCACUCCCAGAACCCCCAAGAUGAACAAGCCCAAAAAGGGUCAAAAUUCUCCCACCUCCCCCUAAGCACAAGCGGCCCCUUAGAAUGCGCUCUGAAAGGCACCGUGCUGCUCAACCACCCUUACUUCAACAAGGGAUCCGCCUUCACAAAGGAAGAGCGUCGCGACUUUGCCCUUCAUGGCUUGCUACCGCCACGGAUCCAGUCCCUGGAACAGCAGGUCCAAAGGGCAUAUGAGCAGUAUUGCAGUCAACCCAAUGAUCUGGCCAAGAAUACAUUCAUGACUUCGAUGAAGGAGCAGAAUGAGGUGUUGUUCUAUAGGCUUUUGCAUGAUCAUCUUGAUGAGAUGUUUAGUGUAGUCUACACACCGACAGAGGGAGAAGCCAUUCAGAACUACUCCAGAUUAUUCAGGAGACCCGAAGGAGUGUUCCUCAACAUCAAUGAUAUGGACUCCGUAAAGCGUGAUUUGGCACAGUGGGGAAAGCCUGAAGAUAUCGACUACAUCGUGGUAACAGACGGCGAGGAGAUUCUGGGCAUCGGUGACCAAGGGUGUGGUGGCAUCCUUAUCUCCAUCGCCAAGUUGGUACUGAUGACCAUUUGCGGUGGCAUUCAUCCAAACCGUGUGCUCCCGGUCGUCUUGGACUGCGGCACCAAUAACGAGGAGCUCUUGAAGGACGAUCUUUACCUUGGCCUCCGGCAGAAGCGUGUCCGCGGUGAAAAGUACGACGAGUUUGUUGAGACCUUCAUCAAGGCUGCGCGUGAACUCUACCCCAGAGCGUACAUCCAUUUUGAAGACUUUGGCCUUGACAAUGCACGUCGUCUUCUGGAGAGAUAUCGGCCGCAGAUCCCCUGUUUCAAUGACGAUGUUCAAGGAACGGGGUGUGUGACUUUGGCUGCCAUCAUGGCAGGUUUACACAUCUCAAAGCAGAAGCUAAGCGACAUCCGGAUGGUGGUCUUUGGUGCUGGUACGGCAGGUGUUGGUAUCGCGGACCAUGUUCGCGAUGCUAUUGCCGCAGAUGCAGACAUCAGUCCCGAGGAGGCUGGCAACCAAAUUUGGCUCAUCGAUAAACCCGGACUACUCACCACCAAGUCAGAAUCACUGUCAGAUGCUCAGAAAAAGUAUGCCAAGUCGCACGACGACUGGGCCGACAAGAAGACCGACCUCCUAGCUGUGAUCAAGGAGGUCAAGCCGCAUAUUCUAGUCGGCACAUCCACAAAACCGAAAUCGUUCACGGAAGAGGUCGUCCGUGAGAUGGCAAAGCAUGUUGAGCGCCCCAUUAUCCUACCCUUGUCAAAUCCAACCAAGCUCCACGAGGCCGUGCCUGAGGGCCUCCUCAACUGGACAGACGGCAAGGCUCUCGUCGCUACAGGCAGUCCGUUCGACCCAGUCAAGGGCCCCUGGGGUAAGGAUGGCAAGGAGAUUGAGAUCGAUGUGGCUGAGUGCAACAACAGCGUCGUGUUCCCGGGUAUCGGUCUCGGCUCUGUGCUGUCGCGGGCCAACCGUGUAACUGACAAGAUGUUGAUGGCGGCAUCGAAGGGCGUGGCUGAGAUGGGCCCAGCGCUGAAAGAUGAUACAGCGCCGCUGCUUCCCGGUGUCGAUGUCGUGCGCGAUGUAAGUGUGCGCGUGGCUCGGAAAGUCAUAUUGGCGGCCGUGGAGGAGGGUGUAAUCGAGGAGAAAGAUGUGCCAACCAAGGAGGAGGACCUUGAUGAAUGGAUCAGGGAGCAGAUGUGGGAUCCGGUGUAUAGGCCGCUGAAGUAUGUUGAGGGCAACAAGGCUAGUCGAGGAGCAAAGGGCGACUUGCGCGUGCUGGGUAACCCGAAUGAUGUCGAGUGAGGAUUGACAUUGGAGUGUUCGUGGUACCUCUACGGCCGUCGGAAUGUCUUGGCGUGGUUAUAGCUGGACGUCAUGGCGCGCGGUUGACAUUGAUUGGUGCGCGACUUGGCGAUUUUUGACUCGAUUGGCGCACAGUUUUGCUGUAUGAUACCAUCACGUAGAGCUUGUUCUGUCCUUUUCUUGAGUUUAUUGACUGAUGAUUUCUUUCUG
Neurospora hispaniola is the source of this 2291-nucleotide messenger RNA. Its product is annotated as malic-domain-containing protein. Bases 117 to 2081 code for a protein of 654 amino acids. The transcript has 5 exons. Gene Ontology annotation, cellular component: cytosol; mitochondrion. The record is from RefSeq and is a predicted model, not a curated record. Gene Ontology annotation, biological process: pyruvate metabolic process; malate metabolic process. Gene Ontology annotation, molecular function: NAD binding; malate dehydrogenase (decarboxylating) (NAD+) activity. Lineage: Eukaryota; Fungi; Ascomycota; Sordariomycetes; Sordariales; Sordariaceae.